AUUCUCUAUCAAAUAUCCAAACAAAGUAAAAACUCGGUGAACUCAACUACACUACGUACGCUCUCCUUCAGUCAGUCUCGCUCGCUUCGCCGCACUCUCGCCGGACGGAGCAGUCCAGUACCCCCUCGCCGGAAAGGUCCAAACCUUUUGAGUUCAAUGCGGCACCAAACUUACUUCUUCGUUUAUUAUUCUCCCGUUUAACCGUUUUUCGCAUGUAUAUCAAUUAAGAACACUAAAACCCUAAGCUCCUUCUAUUUUUCAGUGCAAACUCUAAUUAUCCAAGUCCAAUAGAAUAAGAAGCGAUGUCUACGCUAGAAAUUGAAGCUCGAGAUGUCAUCAAAAUUGUGCUUCAGUUUUGCAAAGAAAAUUCAUUGCAUCAGACAUUUCAGACACUUCAGAACGAGUGCCAGGUUUCGUUGAACACUGUGGAUAGCAUUGAAACCUUUGUUACUGAUAUUAAUAGUGGAAGAUGGGAUGCAAUAUUGCCUCAAGUUUCUCAAUUGAAGCUUCCAAGGAAUAAAUUGGAGGAUUUGUAUGAGCAGAUUGUAUUAGAAAUGAUUGAACUUCGAGAGUUGGAUACUGCACGUGCAAUUUUAAGGCAAACACAGGUGAUGGGUGUCAUGAAACAGGAGCAACCUGAAAGAUAUUUGCGUCUUGAACAUCUCUUGGUCAGAACUUAUUUUGACCCGAAUGAGGUACUGAUCACUAUUUACAUUUUUGCAAUUGCCUGUUCUCCAAAUCAAUCAAUGUUUUGCUUUGGGACAAAAAGUCAUGCAGAAUGUGCUUGCUUUUCACCAGAUGGGCAGUUUCUUGUAUCUUGCUCGGUUGAUGGGUUUAUCGAGGUCUGGGAUUACUUAAGUGGAAAACUAAAGAAAGAUCUUCAGUACCAGGCAGAUGAAGUGUUCAUGAUGCAUGAGGAUGCCGUGCUUUGUGUAGACUUUAGCAGAGAUUCAGAGAUGCUUGCAUCUGGAUCACAAGAUGGAAAGAUCAAAGUCUGGCGUAUAAGGACUGGUCAAUGCUUGCGGCGUCUUGAGCGUGCACAUUCCCAAGGUGUGACAAGCCUUUCCUUCUCUCGUGAUGGAAGCCAAUUAUUGAGUACAUCAUUUGACAGCACAGCAAGAAUCCAUGGUCUCAAAUCUGGAAAGAUGUUGAAAGAAUUCCGUGGGCAUACAUCUUAUGUGAACGAUGCAAUUUUCACAACUGAUGGUAGUCGUAUCAUUACUGCAUCUAGUGAUUGUACAGUGAAGGUCUGGGAUGUGAAGACAACAGACUGCAUACAAACUUUUAAGCCGCCAUCUCCUUUAAGAGGAGGUGAUGCUUCUGUCAACUCUGUUCAUAUUUUCCCCAAGACUACUGACCACAUUAUUGUUUGUAAUAAAACAUCAUCAAUAUACAUCAUGACACUUCAAGGACAGGUUGUUAAGAGCUUCUCAUCUGGUAAAAGAGAGGGUGGCGACUUCAUUGCUGCUUGUGUUUCACCUAAAGGAGAAUGGAUUUAUUGUGUCGGUGAAGACAGGAAUAUGUACUGCUUCAGUCACCAAUCUGGCAAAUUAGAGCAUCUGAUGAAGGUCCAUGAGAAGGAAGUUAUAGGCGUCACCCAUCACCCCCAUAGGAAUCUUGUUGCAACUUAUAGUGAAGACUGCACAAUGAAGUUAUGGAAGCCUUGAUCUUCGUCUGCCCGCUAUUAUGACCUCCAUAAGCACAAAUGAAAAUCAUAGGAAUACAUGUUUCUCGUUUGUAGCUGUACAAUGUUUUUUCUCUCUUAUUUCCAUUUUGUAGCUUGUUAAUUCGUACGCUGCCAUUGGGAAUUGUAGGUGAGAUUGUACUUUUAUUUAUGAUUUAUGGUUUAUCGUCUUGAUAAAAUUAAAGGAAAAAAAUUGAAAUUAAAA
This is a messenger RNA of Arachis ipaensis, 1889 nucleotides long. The record is from RefSeq and is a predicted model, not a curated record. NCBI's taxonomy places the organism in Eukaryota, Viridiplantae, Streptophyta, Magnoliopsida, Fabales, Fabaceae.